UAUUUACAGUUUCAGGAUUCUACGUCUCGGUGAAACGUCAUCAGAUUUUGUGUCUUCCGAAGUGGUUUUUGAAUCGAAUUUCGCUCGAAGGAUCCGAAAAUGCAUUGCUGCAGAUUAUGUUUCAACGUCGGGUUCAUGAUCCUGAUUAUGAUCGGCGUUGCUCACGCGCAUUUUGGAGCAAAAACACCGGGUGACGAUGACGGCGGAACUUCGUCCAACGCAACCGAUGUUCUUCGUUUUGACAAGCAUUCUUUCAUCAAGUACUUGUUUAACAAGUACGGCGACGACAGCGGGACGAUGACAUUUGAGGGAUUUGAGCAUUUGUUGGAACAACUCGGUCUCGCAAACGUGGUGAUUAAUGAUCACAAAGUAAACGAUCAUAAGGCCAACGGUUCUUUUGCCGAGAUGCACAAAGAUAAUCACUCGUCGAUUCGUGAGAAAGACGCUCAUGUUGAUCAUAAGCAUGAUGAAUCGUAUUCUGCGAUGGAUCACGACCAUGAAAGAAUUCAUCACUCGCAUCAUCAUUCGAUUGGAAACCGAGUUCGACGAUCUGCAGAGGCCCAAAAUUCUGAUGUCGGAGAUGUGAAGCAUCAUCUGGAUCUUCCUGUGAAUCACGAGGUGAGUUUCCUGGGG
Molecule: messenger RNA, 633 nt
Organism: Notodromas monacha
Lineage: Eukaryota; Metazoa; Arthropoda; Ostracoda; Podocopida; Cyprididae
Source: the annotation of a GenBank genome assembly